AUGAAAGAGGAAGGAAUUAGGCCAAAUAGCUUCACCUUCAUUUCUGUUUUAACAGCUUGUAGGCAUUCAGGUUUAGUAGAAGAAGGGAAGAAGCAUUUUGAGAGCAUGACAAAAGAUUACUCAAUCAGGCCUGCUGUAGAGCACUGUGCUUGUAUGGUGGAUCUUCUAGGUAGAGCUGGCCAAUUGGUGGAGGCUUAUGAGUUUAUCGAGAACAUGCCAAGUGGACCAGAUAUUGGUGUUUGGGGAGCUUUGCUUGGUGCUUGUAGAAUCCAUGGUAAUCUUGACCUAGCAGAGCUUGUUGCUGACCGAUUGCAUCAGUUGGAGCCUCAAACUGUUAGUUUUUAUGUCCUUAUGACAAAUAUCUAUGCUGAGGCUGGAAGGUGGGAAGACGUAGCAAGAUUGAGGAAGUUGAUGGAAGAAAGAGAGUUGAAAAAGAUUCCAGGCCAUAGUUUGGUGGAGGUAAACCAGAGGUUUCAUACAUUUUUAUCAGGUUCAAAAUCACGGCCUUUCUAA
Molecule: messenger RNA, 513 nt
Organism: Camellia sinensis
Lineage: Eukaryota; Viridiplantae; Streptophyta; Magnoliopsida; Ericales; Theaceae
Source: RefSeq, a predicted model, not a curated record